This is a messenger RNA of Olea europaea var. sylvestris, 1455 nucleotides long. Its product is annotated as THUMP domain-containing protein 1 homolog. The transcript has 7 exons. The record is from RefSeq and is a predicted model, not a curated record. Gene Ontology annotation, molecular function: RNA binding. Gene Ontology annotation, biological process: tRNA modification. NCBI's taxonomy places the organism in Eukaryota, Viridiplantae, Streptophyta, Magnoliopsida, Lamiales, Oleaceae. The coding region runs from base 87 to 1226 and encodes 379 amino acids.
AUCUCAUAAACCGUGGGCAUAAACCCCCUCGUAGAUGAUAGAACCACUGUUUACUGUUUUUUCUGCAGUCAAUCCAUUCAAAUUCAAUGGCAACUGGGAACAAAUCGAAGGCAAACAAUGACAAGAAAAGGAGGCAAUAUCUUCCCCACAAUAGACCAGUGAAAAAAGGUAAAUACGCAUUACAACCAGGAGUGCAAGGGUUCUUUAUAACGUGUGAUGGUGGAAGGGAACGCCAAGCCUCAAACGAAGCCAUUAAUGUUAUUGACUCUUUCUAUGAAGAGCUUGUAAGUGGGACAGAGACAACAAUCGAACGAGCAGAAUUAUCUAUGAAUCCCCUGAAUAAAGUAACCAAAUUUACAUACUCUGAUUCCUCGAGCAGUGAUGAUGAUGACAAUGAUGAAGAUUCAGAAGAUGAUCAUGAUGAGGACGAAAGCAAUGUACGGACAAAGGAGGAAGAUAACAAACCUGCUAUUGCAACAGGCAUUGUUGUAAAUAAUGAAAAUCCUAUAAAAGAAGAGUUGGGGAAUCAAAGGGAGGAUGACACAUCGAGUGAGAAGGAAGCACAAGAAAAUAAAGAGAAAACUGACGACCAAGAAGUUGAAGCUGUUGAACCAUCGGCGAAGAAACAAUGUACAGAAAAUGAUGCAUUUAAAUGUCGAAAUGACAUAUCUAAUAAGAUAGAAAAGAAGUCUGUUGAUAGGCUUAUUGAAGAUGAGCUUGCAGAAUUGGGAGAUAGGAGCAAGAGGCGCUUCAGCAACCUUGACUCAGGUUGUAAUGGUGUUGUCUUUGUACAAAUGCGCAAAAGAGAUGGAGAUCCUAGCCCGAAAGAUAUUGUCCAACACAUGAUGACGUCUCUGGCUUCAACUAGGAAACACGUGUCAAGAUUUUUGCUAAGAGUGCUUCCAAUUGAAAUAACAUGCUAUGCAUCUGAUGAGGAAAUCAGGAGAGCAAUCAAACCGGUUAUUGAACAGUUUUUUCCCGUAGAAACUCAGAACCCGCUAAAGUUCGCAGUACUCUAUGAUGCUCGUGCAAAUACUGGUGUUGACAGAACAAAAAUCAUCGAUGCAGUUGCGAAAUCCGUUCCAUCAGCCCACAAAGUUGAUCUUAGCAACCCAGAUGUGAGCAUAGUUGUGCAAAUUGUUAAGACCAUGUGCUUGAUUGGGAUUGUUGAGAAGUACAAGGAAUUGGCCAAGUACAAUAUCAGAGAGCUCACAUCUUCAAAGUAACAAGCUAAGCAUUCUUGGGUGUUUGACUGCCUGAAUAUCCUGGCUAUUUUUGUUUCUCCAAAUGAUGCAAGAACCUUAUAUGUCAGUUCAUGUUUAACUUAUUCAGAAUCUGAGGAAGCUCGACUAAUAGUCGGCUUGUAUUCGUGCUUGGUAGUGUUUGUCUUAUGGUCUAAGCUUAUACGUAAAAUUUCACUCCAUUUCUUUCUUUAAAUGAUGCUAGCAUUUUAUA